Messenger RNA from Bombyx mandarina (wild silkworm), 2642 nucleotides. RefSeq names its product ADP ribosylation factor interacting protein arfaptin (gene Arfip). Lineage: Eukaryota; Metazoa; Arthropoda; Insecta; Lepidoptera; Bombycidae. The record is from RefSeq and is a predicted model, not a curated record. Gene Ontology annotation, cellular component: trans-Golgi network membrane. Gene Ontology annotation, molecular function: phospholipid binding; protein domain specific binding. Gene Ontology annotation, biological process: regulation of Arp2/3 complex-mediated actin nucleation; intracellular protein transport.
CGUUGAAGUAUUCCAAAGUAGUUGAAAAUGAAUAGUUCGUUUUUGAAUGAAUUAUAAUUAAAUAAUUGUAAUUUCUGUUAAUUCUUAUUUACUUGUAGCAAAGGCUGUAAAUAUACAAGAUGUCCAAAUGGCAAUCAGAACGCAGUAUCCAUGAAAUGCUGAAGGACACUCCUCCAAUAAGGGAGUCCAGUGACUCCAUCACAUCUGGAACAGAACCCAAGUUUCCUACUUCAAGAUCUAUGCCUUUUCCACCUGCAUAUGUACCACCAGAAGUGUCACAUAAUGGUUCUGCAGGCACUAGUACACUACUCCGAACUGGAUCAACCAAGCUGGAGUCCAUACGUAAUUGGGGAGUCUCCACCUACAAGUGUACCAAACAAUUGUUGUAUGAGAAACUUGGAAAAAGUUCAAGAACUGUUGAUACAGAGCUGGAGGCCCAGAUUGAGAUGGUCCGUGAAACGCAACGCAAGUACAGUGCAGUUCUACGUUUGAGCUCAUCUCUGGCAGGGCAGCUUGCUCUCGCUUUUGACACUCAACGUGCGCUGGGUGAAGCAUUUGCUGACCUCGCACAGAAAUCACCGGAACUGCAGAACCAAUUUCUCUACAAUGCAGAUACUCAACGUUCAUUGACCCGCAACGGUGAAGUAUUGCUGGCUGCAUUACAUUUCUUCAAUAAUUCCUUGAACACUCUCACCAAUAAAACUAUUGAGGAUACAUUAUUGACAAUAAGACAGUAUGAAUCGGCAAGGGUGGAGUACGACGCGUACCGCAGCGAGCUGGAGGCGGCGGGAGGCGGUGCGGGCGGUGCGGGGGGGCCGGGCGGCGCGGGGGAGGCGGCCGUGCGCGCGCACCGUCAGCUGUACGAGCGGCUGCGCUCCGACUGCGCCGUCAAGCUGCAGCUGCUGCACGACAACAGGGUGAAAGUAAUGAACAAGCAGCUGCUGCUGUUCCACAACGCCGUGUCCGCGUACUUCAGCGGGAACAACGUUGCACUGGAGGCGGCCGUGCGGCACUUCAACAUCCGCGCGCCCGCCGCGCCCCCACCCGGCUCCCCGCCUGGCCCCCUGGCGCCCGCCGCGCCCCCUCCGCCCGGCCCCCCGCAUCCCCCCGACCACGCCGCAUAGCUCCUGCCAAUGUAUUAGUAUCCCGCAACUCAAUAACACUUUACUGAUGGUGAAAGUGCUUCAACCUGAAAACACCGAUAUUGGAUUUCCACAUGUUGCAAGAUGACCAAUCCAAGAGCCACAUGACUCAGCAUGGAUAACGCUGCGGUGCCUAUCUCUAUUCUCACAGUCUCACACGGCUCUUAUUGAACUAGGACUGAAGACAAAAAAAUCACCAGAAAAAGCUUUGGUUUGAAUAAGCAUUGGUCUCAGGCUGAAGUUAUUCAAAUAUUCUUUCAAGAUAACCAGAUUAUUAGUUUUAAGAAAAAAAAUCUUCAUUUUACAUUGCAUUAUUUCAUACUUUUAUUUAUACUCUACUCGUGAAUUCUUAUUUAUAAAAAAAUUAUUUAAUGUAUUACGUAUAACUACUAUUUAGUACCAAUUCGUUUUCAUCCAAAUUGAAGUACAUUGAAGCUUCCAACAAUAAGCAAACGCUAAAUGCCUUACGUAGUAAUAAUUAGCUCAAUAAUUAUCCUUCCAUUAAUCGCUUAUAGCUUUGACUUUGACAAUUCAUUAAUAAAUGGACUAAUGAAAUCCUCUGACUCCACACUUGCAGAUUUUAUUGAUUAUCUCUGUAUAAAUGAUAAAUACAGUGUGCUUCGUAUAUGGUUACCAACUAUUUAAACGUAGCUUCAUUACGUCCUCACAUACAACAUCUAAAACUGUGACUCCAUAAAUAUGCAGGAUUUUUCGUCCAAUAAAAAAUCAUGAUUGAUCUAAAUUGUUAUUCAUUUUAUGUAAAGUAGUGCUUCUUAAAAUAGAUAGAUAUAGUAAAAAAGUUCAUGAAAAAGUGGAAUGUAAAUAGGAUUGGAUGUAAGAACGGACGUCGGCGGCAAGAGCGCAGGGUGGUUUCCGAAAAACGCACUACCUAAAUAGGAAAGUCGCAAAGCAAAAUUUUUUUGCUGCUGUGUGCAGAAGUUGAAAUGUGAGAUUGAUGAUCAUUUACUGGGGAGAGUUGGAAGUGUUUGUUAUUUGCAUCAUUAUUUUGCUGUUAUACUGCAAUAAAAUGAAACUAGCUGACAACUUUACUGUUGGUAAUUUAAAAGUAAAUUUUAUUUUGCAUUGAGUUCGUUACCCUACUUUUAUCCAUAGAGAUAAAGGUAUAAAUAUAAAAACUACUGCAAUAAACUAAAAACAUAAAUAUGGAAAAAAAUAUAGUCUAGCAUCACUGAGCCAUGAAAAUAAAUGCUUUUAUAACAUAAAAAUUCAGUAUUAAAUUAUGAAAUUAUAGGUCUUAUUUAUGAUGUCUAUGCCUAAAAUUUUAAGAGAUCAAAAGCUGUGUUAAUAUUUAUUGUUUGUUGGUUUUGUAAUAAAAUGUAUGAAUUUAUAAUUAGAAGAAAGAAUGUAAGUACAUAGCUAGUCAAACAUUUAGUUUAAUGUAUUCUAUUAUCUUGAAUAAUAUAUAAUUUUAGAAUGAAUAUUGUACACUAAUUUUAAUGAUAAGUCCCACUAUGUGUUUCUCAUAUUUUUUAUUGAGUA